CAAAAUGUUUUUUUACAGUGCAGUUUAGUUAAAAUGUACCAAGUGUUUAUAGUUUAACGUUUAUUUAUAGGUCAGUAAGUUCAGUAGUAGAUUAAACUACACUGGCCUAUAGAAUAGUACGUUAUAGUGUACUAUAAUGCUACGCCACAAAUUUAGCCUAGUAAUCCAUCAAGUAAUGUUAGAAAUCUCCUUAGUUUACUUCACAAGUACAUUCUUGAGCGUACAAAACGACACAUAACCACACAAAAGCCUCUUUGCCUGUCGCGGCUUUGGCAGAGCCUUCCUUUUUUGGCACACAGGCAUUUGACAAAUUAGACCAAAACUAAACACGAUUAUGUAAAUGUAUGACAAAAUCAAAUUACAUACUUUUCCAAAAGCGCCUUUGUUUGGGUCCAUUAUUCUCCUACAAUAACGCGGCCCCCCACAGGGCCAUUGUAAAUUGGGUUACUUGCAAUUUUUGGAGAGGGUGUCCUUGAUUCUCAUCUGUGGAGCCUUGGAUUGAAUAACUAACUGAAUAUUGAACAUCAUGGUACAGGAGACAUGUGUUUUUCUAUUUUCCCUGACGGCUCUUGGCGUCCUUUAUACUAUGAACAAUGUUCCAGCAUUUCAAGAGCCAGUGGUUAUUCUGGAAAUCGGGGUGGCUGUUCUUGUGGCAGUGUUCCUCUUGGUCUACCUCGCUACUCGCUACAACCCUCCGAAAGAUCCUUUGUUUUAUGUUUUUGCAGAGUUUUCCUUCACGUGUGUCAUUGACCUCACGAGCGCUCUAGAAUAUGAUGGCUUCACCUCAGGGUUCAUGGAGUUCUACCAGAAAAUGGGGGAGCCAUAUCUCGGCACUCCUUACGCUAUCAUGAUGUGCUAUUGGGAUGGUAUAGUGCACUUUAUCCUCUACCUGAUGCUAAUAAACCGCAUGUCAAACAGGCAACAAUACCGCACAUUGGGUCUUUUCUGGGCUGGAUCACUGUGCGCCAACAUGAUUGUGUUUGUACCUGGAAUCGUGGUUGGUAAAUAUGGCUCAGAGAUGCGUCCUGCCUUCUGGCUUAACGUGCCGUUUCUCUUGGUGCCCAUAUGGGGAGCAGUUUCCUUGUUCUCCAGGCCAAGGGAUAUGCCUCUUGUGGGAGCAUCCAAGGCUGAACGUGAGCAGAAAAAAGCCUUAAUCUGGCGCCCACUGGAUCUUCUCUUUGUGGUUUAUCUAGUAGCUGCCAUGGGAUUCACUAUCUUUAGAGGACUGGCGGUACUUGAUUGCCCAUUAGAUAUCCUCAAUAGAUAUGUGACAGAGUAUGAACCGUAUCUGAAGGAUCCUGUGGGCUUCCCCAAAGUUAUGAUGUUGCUGCUCCUAUUCCAUGCGCUUCCAAUGCUGGGUUCAUUUGCAUAUGGGCUCUGCACACCUGGCUGCACUUGGAUGCUUGAUCGGACCGUAUUUUUUGCAGGUGCCAUUUUACAGUGCCAGUGGUCUCAUAUCGGAGCGUCGCUGCACUCGCGCACUGCAGAAAUAUACAGGAUUCCCAUCACGACCCUGGUGCCCGUCCUCCUCCUCAACCUGCUGUACGCGGUCGGUCCUGUACUGCUCGCCCUGCGUUGCAAACGAGAGCCAGACUACUUCCUUUCCAUCGCACCUGUGGGGCAAACUAACAAUGAGAAGAAAUUAAGUUAAACCGGUUGAGAAAAACAAAAACACUGACCUUAAUGGAAUAGUUCACACUAGUAUUGAAGUUCCAUCAUCAUUUUUACUCACACUAGGUGAGUAAACUAUUCCUUUAGAAAAAGUGCAUUUCAAAACAGAUUAAUUGGCACAACUGUGUUCCAGUGGGUUUCUGUUAAUUUGGUAAUCACGUAGGUUACAAGACCUUGCCUUUGAAACGUCUUGAUUGUGUCAGUUGCCAGAGCUACGGCUGUUACUGAAAUCCUCAUGAGAAAAACAACUCUAAAUUGCAUGAGGCUGAGAUCAUUAAAGCAUGGCUCGUUCUACCUGUCUUGAGACAAACAAGACCUCUAACACUGCAGUUUAUUAGCUUUCUGUCCUUCACCGUAAUAAAUGUCAUGUGCUGCAACUGGAAGUUUCUUAUUCUAGUGUAUUUUCCAUCUGUUCCACACACGUCACAAUGUAAAACAUGCCAGAACCUUCUCUUGAAAAAUUGACUGCUCUCAUAGGUAAUAAAAACUAUCC
Labeo rohita (rohu) is the source of this 2164-nucleotide messenger RNA. It is a transcript of the gene tm6sf2b, whose product is annotated as transmembrane 6 superfamily member 2b. NCBI's taxonomy places the organism in Eukaryota, Metazoa, Chordata, Actinopteri, Cypriniformes, Cyprinidae. Gene Ontology annotation, biological process: regulation of lipid metabolic process; lipid homeostasis. Bases 527 to 1651 code for a protein of 374 amino acids. The transcript is spliced from 11 exons. The record is from RefSeq and is a predicted model, not a curated record. Gene Ontology annotation, cellular component: endoplasmic reticulum membrane; endoplasmic reticulum-Golgi intermediate compartment membrane.